Molecule: messenger RNA, 1463 nt
Organism: Microplitis mediator
Lineage: Eukaryota; Metazoa; Arthropoda; Insecta; Hymenoptera; Braconidae
Product: G protein pathway suppressor 2
Exons: 8
Coding region: 175-1290 (371 amino acids)
Biological process (GO): regulation of transcription by RNA polymerase II
Cellular component (GO): transcription regulator complex
Molecular function (GO): transcription coregulator activity
Source: RefSeq, a predicted model, not a curated record
ACUUUAUACAGACACACAAAACGAAAUUACCCAUCUAUAGUAUAAUUAUUUGAUUAUAAAUGUUUAUCAUCGACGAAAAAAAAAUAAAAGAAAUAUAAUCAGUGAUACGUUAGAGUUUUAGUAAAUUGUGAAUAUAAAAAUAAGAUAAUUGUUGUUAACAAAAAAAUAUCAACAAUGCCAGCAAUAGUAUCAGGACCACCCCAACAAAGUGAGCAUAUGUGGCAAGCAUUGAAAAAUCACAUCACUAGAGAACGGCAAAGAAAAAAACAAGAGCAAGAAGCUGAUGCUGAAGAAGAACGAUUACGAAAAGAACGUGAAAGACAACAAAAACAAGAUGUUAUGACUUUGGGAGAAACCAGAGAACAAAUUUGUAAUUUGGAAGCUGAGUUAUCACAAUUAAAAGAUGAAAAACAUCAGUUAUUUUUACAACUAAAAAAAGUUCUCAAUGAAGAUGAUAAUAGACGAAGACAAUUAACUAAAGAGACCAACAUAUGUUCAGAUGUUUUAACUGCCGUGGGUAAUUAUCAAACAACAGGAGCAAAUGUUGUACAUCAACAAUUAUUUUUACCAUUGCCGACUCGAAGUCCAUUGUACAAAGUUGCCACAGCCGCUACUUCGUCUCAUACAUUGAUGACUAACGUAAAUGGACCAUUGAAAAGAAGUCAUAGUCCAUCACCGCCACCAUCAGCAUCGUCUUACCACACAGUUUAUGGAUACAAACCUCCGCCGAUGCCAAAUUACAAUCCUACUCAUACACGUGAUUUAAGGGGAGAUGGCUGUGGUUUCCCAGAAUCAGAUGAUGCAGCUCGAAGAACUGGUGACUCACGUGCAGUUCUUUGGAAUAAAAAUAAUCAGUAUCCUCCUUCAACGUUUUAUUCAACUCAUGGUAGUCAAGGUGUAUACAGUUAUUCAGCACCAACGUCACAGUCAUCACGAGAAAGUGAUCAAGCUAAAUCUGUUUACUUGCCAAGUAACCGAGCAACGAUAACUCAUCAACCAGCAUACGUUACAAAUCUGCAUUCAAUGGAUCAUAAUAAUACCUAUCCAGAGGACAAAUUUUAUUUACGUCCCAGUAAUCACGUGACAGUACACGGCGGAGCGAUACCAAUUCAGCAACAACCUCAGGGUGCAAAAACUGGUAGUAUUACAUCAGGUUAUCCUGUGAGGGCUCCAAAACCUCCCCCAGGACCUUAUCCACCGCCAGGAACUUAUGUCAGUUCCCCUGCUACCAAUAGUUCCGGUAGAUUUUUCAUUCCAACAGGCAAAGGAUUUCACACGACUCCUAUCUAAAGCUUAUUUACUACAAAAUAUCACUGUUUGAUUGAUUUAUGUAAUUUUUUUUUUACAUAAUUACUGUAUUCCUGUAAAAAAAAAAAAAUUAUGCAAUUAUCUAGUGACAGGAUUCACUAUCUGGUUAAUAAUUUUUUUUUAAUAAUAUUGUAGGCUUAAUAUUUUUUUCGUUA